AUGAGAAAAAUCGCCGGAGCGCCGACCACCAGCCGACCAGAGCCAUCAUCGUCCGGCCGGCGCCGACAGAAACUGGCAAUUUCCAACAGCAGCAAUUCCUCUAGCUCUUCUGAUGAGGAUCCCAAAGCUUAUGCAUCCAAUUCGAAAGCUAAAAGAACUCACGAUGAAGGGGCAAAGCCUAGUAUACCCCCGAAAAACCGGAGAGUCACUUAUGCCGAGCUUAUGAAGCGAAAAUCCGAGACUGAUGAAGCGGAGGGUCAGGAAACCACGUGGGUGUUACCAGAGUUCAAGGUCAAGCCUAUGAAACGAGUUGAUGCUGAACUUGAAGCUGAAGCAGAAGAAGACUCGGACUCAGACGAUCCUCAUACCCAUCCAGACUUCAUCAAUGAUCUUGAUAAUGAUUCCGACGAAGAGGAGGAUUCCGAGAAGGACAAUGAUGAUGAAUCUGACAGCUCAGAUGAAUCUGACGAAUAG
This is a messenger RNA of Papaver somniferum (opium poppy), 474 nucleotides long. RefSeq names its product clumping factor B-like. The transcript has 3 exons. The record is from RefSeq and is a predicted model, not a curated record. The coding region runs from base 1 to 474 and encodes 157 amino acids. Lineage: Eukaryota; Viridiplantae; Streptophyta; Magnoliopsida; Ranunculales; Papaveraceae.